AGUAUACGUUUGAAUUUUCGUUGACUGAAUAUUUUAGAACGGAAAAAUGUCAGUAUUUAGUCGUUAUUUCGGAGUUUUAAUAUGUUUUUAACGUGUUUCUUAUUAAAAGUGUUUUGGUUAUAUACAACAUCGAAUGCGGCGAAGUUAACUACAAAUAGUACAGUUCAAGGUUCCAGUAUGACGUUGCAGCGUUUGACAGCGCUUCGAGCGCUGAUGACGAGUCAGCCAACAGCACUGGCUGCUUACAUCAUUCCUACUGCAGAUGCACAUAAUUCUGAGUACAUUGCAUCAGUGGACGCCCGUCGUGAAUGGAUAUCGGGGUUCACGGGUUCCGCCGGUACUGCUGUGGUGACCGCCGCGCAUGCGCUAGUGUGGACUGAUGGCAGAUAUUAUACGCAGUUUGAAAAAGAAACUGACAAUACAUUGUGGACUUUAAUGAAGAUGUCAUUGCCAGAAACAUUAACAAUGGAGAAAUGGCUGACGGCAAAUUUAGUUGAAGGAUCAGUUGUUGGGGCUGACCCCAAAACAAUGAGCAGAGACGAAUGGACUCCAUUACAAACAGCUUUAAAGAAAGCUAAAAUGGAACUUGUAGCCGUUCCUAAUAACCUCGUGGAUCAAGUGAGGGUUCAAACGAAAGAUGGUCCACCAAAGAGACCUCAUAAUGGAAUAAUUCCACUGUCUGUUAAGUAUACAGGCAAAGCGGCUGGUAAGAAGAUAGAAGAAUUAAGAGAGAAGAUGAAAGAGAAGAAAGCAUCUGCAUUAGUUAUUACAGCAUUGGACGAAGUUGCAUAUACGUUAAACUUACGUGGUAGUGACAUCCAGUACAAUCCAGUGUUCUUCUCUUACCUGGUGAUUACCAUGGACUCAGCCAAGCUGUUCUGGGGUGAUGGUACAUUAUCACAAAUUGUGGUAGACCAUCUGAACUCAGAAGGUGCUACAGUUGAAUGUAGACCCUAUGACAAUAUUAUGGAAUAUCUAAAUGAAUUAGCGAAAGAACUAUCAGAAAGUGGUGAUGGAGCUCAUGGUAUUUGGUUAUCGAAUGACGCAAGCGAGGCUAUACAUAGAGCAUCUGCGGGGGAGAAAGUUUUGAAGAAACCGUUAGAUUUAAUAUCGGAAGUCUCUCCGGUGGCUUUGGCUAAGUUAAUCAAGAACGAAGUGGAAUUGCAGGGUUUUCGUAAUUGUCAUAUAAAAGAUGGUAUUGCUGUGGUCAGGUUUUUCAAAUGGCUGCACGAAGAGAUCGGCAAAGGUUCUAAAGUCACGGAAAUACAAGCUGCUGAUAGGCUCUUGGAAUUUAGAACAGAGGAAGAAGAUUUCUUGGGUCCGUCCUUUGAGACAAUAGCAGGGGCUGGGGAAAAUGGUGCUAUAAUACACUACAGCCCUUCAAAAGGGGGUGAGCAGAGAGUUAUAAGGGUAGAUGACAUGUUUUUACUUGACUCCGGUGGACAAUACAGGGAUGGUACAACAGAUAUAACUCGAACACGUCACAUGGGCGAGCCCAGCCCUGGGCAGAAGGACACCUUCACUAGAGUACUGAAGGGACAGAUAAUGUUGGGCAGUGCAGUGUUUCCACAGGGUGUUAAGGGUAACGUGUUAGACAGUUUUGCCCGUCAGUAUCUCUGGCUGGCAGGGUUAGACUACGCGCAUGGCACUGGACACGGGGUCGGGCACUGCCUCAAUGUGCAUGAAGGGCCCUCCGGAGUCUCCUGGAGACCUUAUCCCAAUGACCCGGGACUUCGCCCCAAACAAAUACUAAGUAAUGAGCCAGGAUACUACAAGGUUGGGGAGUAUGGUAUCAGGCAUGAGGAUCUGGUGGAAAUUAUCUCCAUCACAAGGGAAUCUGAUCAUCCCAGGGCUCGCGGUCUGCUGGGUGACUUCGAAGGUCGCGGCGCCCUCGGCUUCAGCACACUAACUCUGGUGCCGCAUCAAAAGGAUUGCUUGGAUUUGAAUCUGCUCGAUGAUUUUGAGAUAUCCUACAUAAAUGCUUACCACGCCCGAGUGUUGAACACUUUAGGUCCCAUUCUUGAAGCUCGGAACCUCAUGGAAGACUACGCCUGGCUCAAGGAACAAUGUGAACCCAUUAACAAAUAGAUUCAAAUAAAAAAUGUCCCGAGGCAAGCUUUUAUGGAAACUGAUAUUUAUAUGCAUUUUAAUAUAUUUUUAAGAGUAUAUUAUUUUUUAAUAAA
This is a messenger RNA of Papilio xuthus (Asian swallowtail), 2183 nucleotides long. It is a transcript of the gene ApepP, whose product is annotated as Aminopeptidase P. Gene Ontology annotation, molecular function: metalloaminopeptidase activity. The transcript has 18 exons. Lineage: Eukaryota; Metazoa; Arthropoda; Insecta; Lepidoptera; Papilionidae. The record is from RefSeq and is a predicted model, not a curated record. Bases 82 to 2088 code for a protein of 668 amino acids.